This is a messenger RNA of Archocentrus centrarchus (flier cichlid), 1880 nucleotides long. RefSeq names its product nudix hydrolase 8 (gene nudt8). Gene Ontology annotation, molecular function: coenzyme A diphosphatase activity. The record is from RefSeq and is a predicted model, not a curated record. Lineage: Eukaryota; Metazoa; Chordata; Actinopteri; Cichliformes; Cichlidae. The transcript is spliced from 6 exons. Bases 134 to 1336 code for a protein of 400 amino acids.
GCAGCCGCUUAGCCACUGCCGAUUCAACUUUCAAGCAGGUGGACGUGACAGCGAGAGUAAAGUGAUUAUUGAUACUGCGGGCUUGAGCUCAGCUCAGCCGGAGUUUAUCUGAACUCCUCGCCUCCCUUGCAGGAUGUUGAGGAGCCAUCGGAUCCUGACUUGGUCUUGCCCCAUAAGAUCGUUACAGCUGCAGAGAGACUCUCAUCUCUCUGCUUUCUGUGAUCUCACAUGUGCUGGAUGGCGGGGAGCAAAUCACGAGAAAGAAAUAAGUGGAACAGGCAACCAUGAGGAUGGGUCAUCCACAGAGACUGCAUAUUCUUCGGCACCACUGUCUUCUUUUAGUUUCAGGGAUAAGCAAAGAGAGGCUCCACUUGAAAAUGUAUCCAAAGCCAUUUUGUUAAGCCAUCAUCACCAACACCAUCUUUCUACAAAACCCAAGCAAGUGUGUGAUCCUGUGGGCACCCACGGAGACUGUUUAACUAAAAUAACCUGCCUUCAGCGCUGGAGAAGGCCUUGGGAGUUUUGCCAGCCUUCUCUCAGCCACAACAGUAAGACCCGGAGUAGCCUUCUUCUAAGCCAUUUAAGCCAUAGACAAGACUGUGUUAGACCCCUCAGCUUGUCAGCACAUAUUCCCUGGAUUAUGACGCACACACAAAAUAGACUGCAACUCCCUAGUCUCCACCAAACCAUAGCUACUCAUCAGGCCGCUGCUUGCGUGUCGGAUACCUGGAGAGACUGCUUAUCCCCAGAGAAUGAACACAGAUGUCGACAGUGCUUGGGGCCUAACUUGAAGCUCUACGAGCUGCAAAAGGGGAGAAAAGAAGGAAAUCAGAAAUGGGCUUCCAUCCUGGUCUCCCUCUGCUCUCUUGAUGGUGAGCCUGUGUUUCUCUUCACUCUGCGGUCCAGCACUCUGAAGGGCAGGCACAAGGGCGAUGUCAGCUUUGCUGGAGGAAAGAGCGAUCCUUCGGACAGAGAUGUGGUGGACACAGCAUUGCGGGAAGCCAGGGAGGAGCUGGGUGUAAAUGUGGGAACAGAAAAGGUGUGGGGUGUCCUGAAGCCCCUUAGGGAUGUGUCGGGGAUGGUUAUCGCUCCUGUGCUGGCUCACCUCGGUCCUCUAGAGGAGCUGAACUUCAAGCCAAACCCUGGAGAGGUGGACGAGAUCUUCACCCUGUCCUUGUCCCAUUUGUGUAACCCCCAAAACAGAGGCUACACACACUUCCGCACCGGUGACAAGUAUGGAUACACACUUCCGGUGUUUAGGAAUGGCAAACACCGAGUGUGGGGCCUGACUGCUGUUGCUCUCGACCAUACCCUGAAACUCAUAGUCCCUCCGUAGCAGUGCUGUUUGUUGGAGACUCGAGGAUUAUCCUGACAAAUUCAAGCUUUGAAUCAGGAAUCCAAGCAAAUCCCAAACUGUUUAAUUCAGCCACUUUUUUAAGAAAGUAAAUUCCUCACUUGUUUUUUUUUUUUUUUUUUUUUUUAAGAGUGAGGAGGAAGUCUCUUUCUGCUUGUGCACUUUCUGAGCCUUAAAUUUGUGUAGGUAUAUUUUUAAAAAGCAGGGGUUGGAAGUUUUUUCAACUAACAGCAUGGACCUGCUGGGUCAUUAUUAUACUCACCAAGUCUUAUUUGAACCUUUUAAGUUUUAAACUUCAAAUCCCCGAAUUUAUUUAAAUUUAUUAAAAGUUAUGACUUGAGUUAAAGCUAAAUCGGUGACUUACUUUCUCAGCUCAAUUAUGUCGUGACUAUGACGUGUUGUCAGGCCAACAGAGUGUAGCUUUAACAGAGUGUAAUUCAGCCCGUGCCUGGUUCCUGUGUGAUACAUUAGAUCAAGUUUACUGUAGUAAUCAGAGUAUUUAGCAGUAAUGUGGUGUGUCGAAAAA